This is a messenger RNA of Xyrichtys novacula (pearly razorfish), 306 nucleotides long. NCBI's taxonomy places the organism in Eukaryota, Metazoa, Chordata, Actinopteri, Labriformes, Labridae. The record is from the annotation of a GenBank genome assembly.
AUGUGGGCCACAGUGUUAAAUAAUAAAGCCCACUUCUCCGUGCGUGCACAGAAGAAGAAUUUCAAAGACCUGCGAUACAAGGACGGCGCAUCUCCCAUCACAGACAGGCUGACCGCAGAGCAAACAAACACUCCUGAACUCACAGAUGGAGUUCAGAGCAUCGACGCUGCAGUCUGCACAGCCGGGCAGAACAACACCUACACACACACACACACAAAUCGACAAGCACGACCUCUAUCUUACUGCCUCCAUGCUGGCUCUGCAGAGCUCCUGCCUCCCCCACAUGCCCUCGAUCUACACAUUUGA